This is a messenger RNA of Clonostachys rhizophaga, 561 nucleotides long. Lineage: Eukaryota; Fungi; Ascomycota; Sordariomycetes; Hypocreales; Bionectriaceae. The record is from the annotation of a GenBank genome assembly.
AUGCCUGCUCUCUGGAGUCUUCAGUCCUUCCUACUACUGAUUACCUGUCCCAGAAUCGAACAGGUGUCGAUGUUGGUUAGCGCCGCCGGCCGCAUGGCUCUACUCCUAGGGCUUCACAAACCGCAGAACCCAAGGCUCUUCCUUUUUUGGUCCUGCGUCUUGGCUAGUCGGUGGGAUUCACUCAGAGAUGCCGACGGUCGGGCUACGAGUAGGCCGUGCCCUGAUCUCAUGACAUUUGCCCCCAGUUCUGGACCGGAGGAAGCCACCAUCUUCACCUGGUUUUUCGAUAUGGUUGCUGAUGCAGAUGGAGAAAGAUGCGGCAAUAAUGCCGGGGCUCAACUUCAUGGGAAUAAUUGGGAAACGCAUCUGCAUCAGAUGGGAGCUGCCAUCAUCAAUCAGAGUCCAGGACUAAAGGAGAUGAUGGUAUUGACAAGAAUGUACAUGAGGGGGGGGGUUGAUGAGCACAUCGUGCAACAUAUAGGGGGGCUGGCCAAGCAGUGCCGCGCUUCAAAGCUCAACCCUUUUGCUUCCGUGCUUCAAGGACUGGGGGUUGAAAAAUGA